AUGUUGACCUUUACCAAAAUUGCAUUUAUUUCAAGUCUGUUAAUUUUGUUACCAUUUGGGAGACCUGAGAAACAAAAUCCAGGAAGAAAAGCAACAGAGUAUACCAUAGAAGAUUUGAAAACAAUGGGAAACAAAUCCAUUCCUUUGAAAAGGAGCACAAAUUUAACUUUGGGAAAUGAAAGUAGUAACAUCUCCAAACCCAUGCUGACAAAUACCUCUCUUUUGGAUCUAACAAGAACCUAUGAACCAAUAAAUUCCACAAGUAAUUGGAAAGCAGCUAGCUCUACUAUGCUUCCAAGACCCACCUCCGCUUAUUCUGCCCCUCCCUUGGCUCACCACUUUGUUUCCAAGUCGCCUUUGAACUCAUCUACAGCAGAUGUGAAUCCUUUACAGGUCUCAGAACAUUCCAAUCCUAUACAUCCCACAACAUCAGAGACAUUUACUUGGUCUCUGGACAAUGAAACCAUGAAAACUCCUGACAAUAUUUCCAGUACAGUCAGCCUCCUCCCUCUGCCUCCAAUGACUACACCUAUAACCCCUUUGACAAUUGAACCUACUGGAUGGCUUGCCACAAACAAUGAUGACUUCGCUGGUUUUACACCAUAUCAAGAAAAAACAACUUUACAGACUACCUUAAAAUCCACCAAUAAUUCAAAACUUUUUUCGGAUUCAUCAGACCCCCAAAAAGGGAACAAGAAUACAGGAAUAAUAUUUGGAGCCAUUUUAGGGGGAAUUCUGGGUGCUUCCUUGUUUAGUCUUGUUGGCUAUUUAUUGUGUGGACAACGGAAAACCGAUUCAUUUUCCCAUCGGCGACUUUAUGAUGACAGAAAUGAACCAGUUCUGCGAUUAGACAAUGCACCAGAACCUUAUGAUGUCAAUUUUGGAAAUUCUAGUUAUUACAACUCAGCUGUGAGUGAUUCAUCCAUGCCAGAAGGUGGAGAAAGUGUGCAUGAUGGCAUUCCCAUGGAUGAUAUACCUCCACUUCGAACCUCAAUAUAA
This is a messenger RNA of Cricetulus griseus (Chinese hamster), 999 nucleotides long. The record is from RefSeq and is a predicted model, not a curated record. Lineage: Eukaryota; Metazoa; Chordata; Mammalia; Rodentia; Cricetidae.